This is a messenger RNA of Parascedosporium putredinis, 7530 nucleotides long. NCBI's taxonomy places the organism in Eukaryota, Fungi, Ascomycota, Sordariomycetes, Microascales, Microascaceae. The record is from the annotation of a GenBank genome assembly.
AUGUCGCCGCAGCAGCUCACGCAACAGCAGCAGGUUGCGCUCGAGCGGCUGGACAUCAUCUCGAGGGAGCUUCGAUCUAGAACUUCCGACGAUGUCCGCCGACGCGCCGCGGCCCAGCUUAGGGAGCUGGUAGCCGUGUGCCAUCGAGAUCUCUCACCCGACCAUUUCCAUGCCUUCUAUACCACCGUCAAUAACCGAAUCACGCAACUCAUCACCCACGGUAGCGACUCGUCCGAGAGACUGGGUGGCAUCUAUGCCCUCGACGCUCUCAUCGACUUUGAAGGCGUCGAUGCCUCUUUAAAAUAUACGAGGUUCACCCAGAACCUCAAGACUAUCCUCCGCGGAAAGGACAUCACCCCCAUGCAAGCAGCUGCCGCGGCCCUCGGUAAAUUAUGUCGACCCGGCGGCUCCCUCACGUCCGAACUCGUCGAGUCCGAAGUGAAGACGGCCCUCGAGUGGCUACAGUCUGAACGUAUUGAGGAGCGUCGAUACAGCGCUGUCCUGGAGCUGCGGGAGCUUGCGCGGAAUGCGCCUACUUUGAUGUACGGCUAUGUCGGCCUCAUCUUCGAUCUUAUCUGGGUCGGUCUGCGCGACCAGCGCCAGCUCAUCCGCACCACCGCCGCUGAGACAGUUAGCGCCUGUUUUAGAAUCAUCCGAGAGCGAGAUCAGGAGCUCAAGCAGACUUGGAUGAAUAAGAUGUACACGGAGAUGAACCAAGGCCUCAAGGUAAACACUGUGGAGUCUAUCCACGGUUCGCUCCUCGUUCUCAAGGAACUUCUCGAGCAAGGUGGCAUGUAUAUGCAGGGCCAAUAUGAUGACGCAUGCGAAAUUGUUUUCAAGCACAAGGAGCAUCGCGAUCCUACUAUUCGAAAAACCAUAGUCUUGCUGAUUCCUGACUUGGCGAGCUACGACCCAACCGCUUUUACUAGCCGAUACCUCCACCAGUUCAUGCUCUACCUAACGGGCAUGCUUAAGCGUGACAAGGAUCGCAACGAUGCCUUCCUUGCGAUUGGUAACAUCGCAAACUCGGUAAAGAGCGCCAUCGCACCCUAUCUAGACGGUGUCAUUAUCUACGUCUGCGAAGGUCUUAGCCUUUCCUCUCGAAAGAGGGGGUCCGUUGAUCCUGUCUUUGACUGUAUUAGCCGUCUGGCCGUAGCCGUGGGCCAGACGCUGAGCAAAUACAUGGAGGCGCUGCUUGACCCAAUCUUCGCCUGCGAGCUCACGCCAAAACUGACCCAAGCCCUCGUCGACAUCGCUUUCUAUAUCCCGCCUGUCAAAGCCACCAUCCAAGAGAGACUCUUGGACAUGCUGAGUAUCGUGCUCUGUGGCGAGCCAUUUAAGCCUCUCGGCGCGCCUCAGCCCAACACCCUCAACUCCUUACCCGUUGUCGCCAAGGAUUCCAAAGACCCUCAGGCUUACGAGCACCGCAAGGCAGAGAUUAAGCUUGCGCUUAACACUCUAGGAAGCUUUGACUUUUCAGGUACAGAUGCCCUACUCCCCUCAGCGAGCCGGUUAGCAAGCCGUCCGUCACAAAGGCUCUUGGAGGCCCAAUCACGAGCCUCGAAUCCGGGCUCCGACACUCAAAGCCAUAAGUAUGGCUUCUCGCCGUUCUCUUCAGUGAAGAGGAAGACGACGCAGUUGGCUGAGCUCGCGCCUUCGUUGAGCUCCCGCUUGUCUGCCCUCAUCCGAUUGCCACCUCAAAUUCUUGCCCGCAAAGGAGCUGUGACUACUGCAGUUCCGGGUUUCCUGCCAUCCCGCCCAAUUGUCAAGGGCAAGCUAACGGAAGACCAAGGCCACGUGCUCAACGAGUUUGUCCGGGACGUCGCGAUCAAGUACGUCGACGACGAUGACACCGAAAUUCGAGAAGCCGCUGCCCUGACGUGCUGUCAGCUUUACGUCGAAGACAUCAUCGUCAGCCAGACGAGCCAGCACGCGCUGCAAGUUGUAGGUGAGGUGAUUGGGAGGCUACUUACGGUGGGAAUCUCAGACCCCGAACCCACCAUUCGACGAACGGUUCUCGCCGCCCUCGACGAACGCUUCGAUCGACAUCUGGCCAAGGCGGAGAAUAUUAGGAUCCUUCUUCUCGCCUUAAACGAUGAGGUCUUUGCUAUCCGCGAGGUGGCCAUCUCAAUUAUUGGUCGUCUUGCCAAGUAUAACCCGGCUUACAUUGUUCCGUCGUUGCGGAAGAACCUCCUCCAGAUGCUUACUGAGCUCGAGUUUUCUGACGUUGCGCGAAACAAGGAGGAAAGCGCAAGGCUGCUGAGCCUACUAAUCCAAAAUGCCCAGGGUUUGAUCCGGCCCUACGUUCAGCCUAUGAUUGCUGUCCUUCUUCCAAAAGCCAACGAUCCCACCGCAUCCGUUGCGGCGACCAUUCUGAACGCGAUCGGCGAGUUGGCCGCUGUUGGAGGCGAAGAUAUUCUCCCCUACAAGGACCAGUUGAUGCCCCUCAUCAUCGCCGCCCUUCAAGACCAGAGCUCGAAUGCGAAACGCGAAGCUGCCCUCCACGCCCUCGGCCAACUUGCCAGCAACUCGGGAUACGUCAUCCAGCCCUACCUCGAAUAUCCUCAGCUUCUGGAGUUGCUGCAGGGUAUUAUCCGAUCCGAAGGCCACCGCGGACCCCUAAGACAGGAAACCAUCAAGCUCAUGGGUAUCCUCGGCGCCUUGGACCCGUACAAGCACCAGCAAGUCGAAGAGCGCACGCCGGAAAUGCAGCGCCGGGUUGAAGCGACACAGAUGACGGACAUUUCGCUCAUGAUGACGGGUCUUAUGCCUUCUAACAAGGAGUACUUUUCUACAGUGGUGAUCAAUGGUCUACUUCAGAUUUUGAACGAUCCCUCCCUCGUGCAGCACCACGCCGCCGUCAUUGAGGCGAUCAUGAACAUCUUCCGAACUCUAGGCCUCGAGUGUGUGCAGUUCCUUGAUCGAAUCAUCCCCGCCUUCCUCCACGUUAUUCGCUCGUCCGCCGCCCAACGGCUCGAGUCGUACUUUAACCAGCUGGCAACUUUGGUCAGCAUUGUUCGUCAGCAUAUCCGCAAUUACCUCCCGGAUAUCAUCGAGAUCCUCGAGGAAUACUGGAACACAUCCUCCUCCCUCCAAACCACGAUUCUCCAGCUCAUCGAAGCUAUCUCGAGGUCCCUGGAGGGCGAGUUCAAGGUUUAUCUUGCUGGCCUUUUGCCUCUCAUGCUCGGUGCCCUCGAGAGAGAUGUCACGGCGAAGCGAAUCCCCUCUGAGAGGGUUCUUCACGCCUUCCUUGUCUUUGGCUCUAGCAGCGAGGAGUACAUGCACCUGAUCAUCCCCGUCAUUGUCCGGACUUUUGAGAAGCAAGGUCAACCAAUCUACAUCCGUAAGCUCGCCAUCGAGACGAUUGGUAAGCUUUCUCGGGAAGUCAACCUCAACGAUUUUGCUUCGAGAAUCAUCCACCCCCUCACAAGAGUCUUGACCAUGGGUGAGAGUUCGCUGAGGAUUGCUGCUCUCGAUACACUGUGUGCCCUUAUCCAACAGCUUGGCAAAGAAUACACUCCUUUCAUGAGCUCCGUCAACAAGAUCCUAGCAAGUAGCCAAAUCCAGCAUCAAAACUACGAGCUUCUGGUUAGCAAGCUGCAAAAGGGAGAACCUCUACCCCAGCAUUUGAGCUCUGAACGACUGGAAAACCAGGUUGACGAGCCCAUGUUUGGCGACCUCGCGUCGAAGAAGCUGGAGAUGAACCCUGUCCACCUCAAGGCUGCUUGGGAUACGAAGGGCAAAUCCACCAAGGAGGAUUGGCAAGAGUGGCUGCGCAGAUUCAGCACCACCCUUCUCAGCGAAUCGCCCAACCACGCCCUGAGGGCUUGCGCCAGCCUCGCCAGCCUCUACGAGCAGUUCCAGGACGAGCUGAUUCAAAAUAUCGAGAGUGCAAUCAAGUCUGAAAACGUGCCCCCGGAUCUUCUGGCCCUUCUUCUCAAUCUCGCGGAGUUUAUGGAACACGACGAUAAGGCGCUCCCCAUCGACAUCCGUGUCCUCGGUCGCGAAGCCGCCCGCUGCCACGCCUACGCUAAGGCACUCCAUUACAAGGAGCUGGAGUUCUUGCAGGAUCAGAGUAGCGGCGCCGUCGAGGCACUCAUCGUCAUCAACAACCAACUCCAGCAGUCUGAUGCCGCUAUCGGUAUUCUCCGCCGCGCCCAACUCUAUAAGGACGGCAUCACGCUGCGGGAGACGUGGUUCGAAAAGCUGGAAAGGUGGGAGGAAGCACUUGCCUUUUACGACAAGAGACUAGAAGAUGCGGAGAACAACCGUGAAGCUGUACCCGUCGAAGUGAUCAUGGGCAAGAUGCGCUGCGUCCUCCUCCGACCUCAGGCGACUGAUCGCACCCUCGCCACUGCCGCAGCAUGGGGCCUGGGCAAGUGGGAUUCGAUGGACAAGUACCUGCAGUCUAUGCGACGCUCAUCUCCUGACCGUUCCUUCUUCAGCGCCAUCCUGGCCCUUCACCGCAACCAAUUCCCUGAGGCGCUCAGCUGUGUCCAGCAUGCCCGCGAGGGCCUCGACACGGAGCUGAGCGCGCUCGUCAGCGAAUCAUACAACCGGGCCUACCAGGUUGUCGUGCGUGUCCAGAUGUUGGCGGAACUGGAGGAACUUAUAGUAUACAAGCAGUGCGAUGAGCGCAAGCAGGCAACCAUGCGGCGUACGUGGGAGGCAAGACUUAAGGGCUGCCAGCGCAACGUCGAGGUUUGGCACCGCAUGCUGCGACUGCGAGCUCUGGUUAUCUCACCCGGUGAGAACAUGCACAUGUGGAUCAAGUUUGCGAACCUUUGCCGCAAGUCUGGUCGGAUGGGCCUCGCAGAUAAAUCGCUCAAGCAGCUCGUCGGCAUCGAUGGCUCGUUGGAGACGGUACUUCCAUAUUGGGGCGACCGACAGCAGCCGGUUCAUAAUCGGAAUAUUCCUGCGCAGGUCAUCUACGGCAUUCUCAAGUACCAGUGGGAUCUCGGUAUCCAGUCGGGCGGUUUUAAGAACAACGACCUGCCACCCAUGGCGUUAUACUCGCUCCGAAAGUUCACGCACGAUACGGCUGCUAGGUUGGAGCACAUCAAAGAUCAGCUCACCGCACAAGUGCCCAACGGCUUCGAGAUCUCGAGCGACUUCAACUUCCAACACCCCCUGGACCCCGCGGUCCUCAGUCCGCAGACGCACAAGGCGCUGCAGGACCAGACUAUCCUCCUUGCCAAGUGCUAUCUACGCCAGGGAGAGUGGAUUCGGGCCCUCCAUCGCGAUACGUGGCACCACCACCAGGUCCAGGAAGUAUUGUCCGCGUACUCAGCGGCCACCAAGUACAACCCUCGCUGGUACAAGGCCUGGCACGGCUGGGCUCUUGCCAACUUUGAGAUUGUCAACCAAAUCACCUCGCGAGCCGAUCGCGAGCAUGUUAGCGUGGAUCCCGCUGUUAUUCUCGACUAUGUCGUCCCCGCCAUUCGCGGCUUCUUCAAGUCGAUUGCUCUCUCUGCGGGCAGCUCCCUGCAGGAUACCCUGCGUCUGCUGACCCUCUGGUUCACUCAUGGUGGCAGUACGGAUGUGAACAAUGCCGUGACCGAAGGAUUUACCAACAUCAGCGUCGACACGUGGCUGGAGGUAAUUCCCCAGCUCAUCGCCCGCAUCAAUCAACCCAACAGGCGUGUGCAGCAGUCGGUCCACAAUUUGCUCGCCGACGUAGGUCGCGCGCAUCCCCAGGCGCUGGUGUAUCCUCUCACCGUUGCGAUGAAGUCGGCGCAAAGCUCAGUGCGCUCUAAGUCGGCGGCCCAGAUCAUGGACAGCAUGAGGCAGCAUAGCGCCAACCUCGUGACGCAGGCCGAAAUUGUCAGCCAAGAACUGAUCAGGGUUGCCGUGUUGUGGCACGAAUUAUGGCACGAGGCUCUCGAGGAGGCGUCUCGGCUCUACUUUGGCGACCACAACAUCGAGGGCAUGUUUGCGGUCCUUGGUCCGCUCCACGAUCUUUUAGAACGCGGCCCCGAAACUCUGCGGGAGAUUUCCUUCGUUCAGGCCUUUGGCCGCGACUUGACCGAGGCACGGGAGUGGUGCCGUCAGUACCAGUCAACGCGUGACGUUAAUGACCUGAAUCAAGCAUGGGAUCUCUACUACCAGGUGUUCAGGCGAAUCUCGAGGCAACUGCCCCAGGUGACGACUCUGGAGCUCACCUACUGCUCGCCUAAGCUGCUUGCUGCCAAGGAUCUUGACCUCGCGGUCCCCGGAACAUACCGCAGCGGUGCGCCCGUGGUCCGGAUCCAAGGCUUCGACUCGACCUUUACCGUCAUCAACUCCAAGCAGAGGCCCCGCAAGCUCAACAUCAGCGGCAGCGACGGUAUUUCGUACGCAUUCCUGCUCAAGGGUCAUGAAGAUAUCCGCCAGGACGAAAGAGUCAUGCAGCUGUUUGGUCUGUGCAACACGCUCCUCGCCAACGACUCCGAGUGCUACAAGCGCCACCUCAACAUCCAGCGCUACCCCGCAAUCCCGCUUUCCCAGAACUCGGGUCUCCUGGGCUGGGUGCCCAACAGCGAUACUUUGCACGUCCUGAUCCGCGAAUACCGCGAGAGCCGCAAGAUCCUCCUCAAUAUAGAACACCGCAUCAUGUUGCAGAUGGCGCCCGACUAUGAUAACCUGACGCUGAUGCAAAAGGUGGAGGUAUUUGGCUACGCACUGGACAACACUACUGGGCAGGACUUGUACCGCGUCCUCUGGCUCAAGAGCAAGAGCUCCGAGGCGUGGCUCGAGCGCCGUACCAACUACACGCGCUCCCUCGGCGUCAUGUCCAUGGUGGGCUACAUUCUCGGUCUUGGAGAUCGCCACCCGUCUAACCUCAUGCUUGACCGCAUCACGGGCAAGAUUAUCCACAUCGACUUUGGUGACUGUUUCGAGGUUGCCAUGAAGCGAGAGAAGUACCCAGAGAGGGUGCCUUUCCGUCUCACGCGUAUGCUCACAUAUGCCAUGGAAGUCAGCAAUAUCGAAGGUAGCUUCAGGAUCACCUGCGAGCACGUUAUGAGGGUUCUUCGAGACAAUAAGGAGAGUGUCAUGGCUGUCCUGGAAGCUUUUAUUCACGAUCCUCUCCUAACCUGGCGACUUACCAACGUGCAAAGCCCGGCAGCGCCCUUCCAGUCUGAGCGCGAAGCCGCGCUUGCGGGCCCCCACGGUGGCCGCAACCGACGACCCUCGGUCCUGGACGGACGUCCUCAGGAUCUCAUGGCUGCGCAAGCGGGCAUGGAUGGGAUGCCCACUGGUCCGAUGCCUAGUGCUCGCGCUCGUGCCAGGACCAACUCUUCAGUGGCAGCGCGUGAUGGACCGGCAGCGGUCAAUGGAAAUGGUAAUGGCCACGGCCAUACAGACGUGGUCGAAGUACAGAACGCGCGCGCUCUCGAGGUGUUGGACCGCGUCCAGCAGAAGCUAACGGGGCGUGACUUCAAGAACGUUGAGGAGCUUGAUGUUGUGAACCAAGUUAGCAAGUUGAUUGUCGAGGCGACCAAGCUGGAGAACCUGUGUCAACAUUACAUUGGUUGGUGUAGUUUCUGGUAG